Penicillium brevicompactum is the source of this 1476-nucleotide messenger RNA. RefSeq lists its product as uncharacterized. Lineage: Eukaryota; Fungi; Ascomycota; Eurotiomycetes; Eurotiales; Aspergillaceae. Bases 1 to 1476 code for a protein of 491 amino acids. The record is from RefSeq and is a predicted model, not a curated record. Gene Ontology annotation, cellular component: fungal-type cell wall. The transcript has 7 exons. Gene Ontology annotation, molecular function: acid phosphatase activity.
AUGGCCAAAAGCAUGGUCCUGUGUGCCCUGGGAGGUAUUGCUACGUUAGGCCUUUGUCAGUCAUUGGCUCCAGCAAAUGAUAUCGUGUUUCCAUCAUCAAAAACCUCUUCGAAUCCCCUUAUCUAUGCAGGCGGGAACUCGCCGUAUUUCGCAGGCCCGAACGUGAAUAAAAUCGAGAACACAGUCCCGGAAAAAUGUACUGUAAGGCAGGCCGCUUAUUUUGUUCGGCAUGGUAGUAGAUUCCCUGAUACCGGCUCAUACGGGUCCUGGGUCACGCUUCAUGACAAGAUUCAGGCUGCGGCACAGCAAGACGGGUUCGACGCUCGAGGGUCACUCAAAUUCAUCACUGAGUGGACGCCAGUUUUGACAAAUCCUUCUUUGCAACUAGCACAGGAGUCGAUGACAGGGUGGAAAGAGGCAAGCGAUCUCGGCUAUCAACUCCGCUCUAGAUAUCCCACCUUCUAUGAAAAUGGUACCCCAUUCUACGUUUGGGCCAACCAAUACAAAUCACCAGUAAAUGAAUCUCGAGUGGUUCAGACUGCGAGAGCGUUCAUCAAUGGCUACUUGUAUGAGUAUGCUGAUGCUUACGGCACUGUUGUGAGUGUAAACUCCACGGGGUCUCCUGAUGCUAUCGGAAAUUCCCUUGGGCCUUCCGAUUCAUGUCCCGCGUUUGGUGCGACUUCUAGUGGGGGUAACAAUGUGACCAAUUGGCAGGCUACGUGGCUACCAAAAGCUGUACGCCGAAUCAACUCUCAAAUUAGGGGAAACCUCACUUUUGAAGAGAGCGACGUUCUCUUCUUCCCUUACUUGUGUGCAUAUGAGAGUCAAAUCACAGGUCGACUCAGCUCGUGGUGCGAUGUUUUCACAGAAAGCGAGCUUCGCCACUACGCAUACUCGCAGGACUUGAGCUACUUUUACGGAGUCGGGCCCGGCUCAGUCGGACCCGCCAAAGUGCUUUUCCUUCCUUUCUUGAAGAGUCUACUUUCCCUUCUAGAGUCCGGUCCUGGAAAAGUGGGUGUGGGAGCCGACGGCACUGAGUUCCAAAUUCCGAGCCUCAUCAUGGCCUUCUUGAAUGACAACCAGCUCGCCGAGAUGACCGCUGCUAUGGGAAUUUUCGACUCGGAGGGACUGCUUCCGGAUGACCACAUACCAGCGCAUCACUUGUACAAUGUGGCGAACUUUAUCACUAUGCGGGGUACUACUGCUUUCGAGGUCAUGGACUGCGAUGGAAAUGAUGAGCCUUACCUCCGCAUCUUGUUGAAUGAUGCUGUUUAUCCCAUCAGCGGUUGUCAAAAUGGUCCUGGAAAAAGCUGCAUUUUAUCUGAUUACAUCUCGUUGAUUGACAAGAAGAUUGAGAAGGCGGGUGACUUCUUUGAUUACUGCAACGUCACAGACUCAAAUCACCCCGAAACCGCUGCGGGGGCUUCCUUCUUCGAGGAUCUUUCCUUGGAUUUUCUCACAUUUGUCAAACCCUGA